This is a messenger RNA of Kalmanozyma brasiliensis GHG001, 1296 nucleotides long. Its product is annotated as Aminotransferase, class I/classII. The record is from RefSeq and is a predicted model, not a curated record. Gene Ontology annotation, biological process: L-histidine biosynthetic process. Lineage: Eukaryota; Fungi; Basidiomycota; Ustilaginomycetes; Ustilaginales. Gene Ontology annotation, molecular function: L-histidinol-phosphate:2-oxoglutarate transaminase activity; pyridoxal phosphate binding. The coding region runs from base 1 to 1296 and encodes 431 amino acids. The transcript has a single exon.
AUGACGAUCAAAGGUCUCGACGGUGCCGCCAACUCGGCCGCGGCAGCUCACAAGCCUGCCCACUUCAAGCUCGAGAACCUCAUCCGACCCAACAUCCUAUCGCUCGAGCCCUACCGAUGUGCACGAGAUGACUACCAGUCCGGUAUUCUCCUCGAUGCCAAUGAGAACAGCCUCGGCCACUCGUUGCCACCCAAUUCCGUCAUCCCUCACAACCCUGGCUCCUCGAAUGGCGCGACACCAGUCCAGUCAACGGAAGCAGACGACCCGCUCUCGCUCAACCGCUAUCCUGAUCCUGGACUGUUCGGCAUCAAGGAUGCUGUCGCCGAGCUGCGUGGUGUUCCCAACGAUGCAUUCGUGUUUCUCGGCGUUGGCAGUGAUGAGGUGCUCGAUCUGGUGCAGCGAGUUUGCUGCCGUCCUGGCAAGGACAAGAUUCUCAUCUGCCCACCCACUUACGGCAUGUACAGCGUCUGCGCUGCCGUCAACGACCUCGAAGUCGUCAAGGUACCCCUCAUCACCGAGGGCGGCAAGUUCGCACUUGACGUAGAGGCAGUCAACAAGAAGCUCGCCGAAGACCCAGACAUCAAGAUCGCAUUCAUCUGCUCGCCAGGCAACCCCACAGGCACUCUCAUCCCACCCAUCGACGUGCGCCAAGUCCUCGACAACCCAGCGUUCAAAGGUCUCGUCGUGGUCGACGAGGCAUACAUCGACUUUGCCGAGGAGGAGAAGAGGAUGGGCAAGCGACCUGCUGAGGAGAUCGUCAGCGCCGUUAGCCUCGUCCACGAGUACCAGAACCUCAUGGUCACACAGACGCUCUCCAAAGCGUUCGGUCUCGCUGCGAUCCGCCUGGGUAUCGCCUUCGCCCAGCCACCAUUGGUCCAGAUCAUGAACAACACCAAAGCGCCCUACAACAUUUCUUCGCCCACAGCCCACCUUGCCUCGCUCGCACUCUCAACAAAGGGCAUCGCGCAAAUGCGCGAGAACGUACAGACGCUCAUUCGCAACCGCGACCAGCUCAUCUCGGCACUCCAAACGCUGCCCGGUGCGGGCGCGAUCUUGGGCGCCAACGAAGCCAACUUUGUCCUCGUCCAGAUGCUCGAUCUCGAGACACGAUCCAAGCCAGACAACGACGUGGCGCAGAUGGUCUACAAGCGCAUGGCAGAGGAGAUGGGCCUGGUAGUCAGGAACAGGGCGAAGGACCUGGGUUGUGCCGGAUGCUUGAGAAUCACGGUCGGUACGGAAGAGGAGAACAAGAGGUGCAUCGAGCUGAUGAAGGGGUUGCUCGAGGGCGGCAAGUAG